AUUACUCUUUAUUCUACAUAACCAAACUUUAUGUUUUAUUCUAUUUAAGUGAUUCAAAUGAUGAUAGUCCUGACGAAACACAGAGUACAUCAGACCAUGAAUAUCUUCCUUCUUCAUCUGAAGCAUCAGAUGACACUUUUACAAAAAUCAAAAAGAAUGUUUAUACUUUUGAUUGUCUAUGGGUAAUUGAUGAUUAUGAUAUCUCAAAAUUAUUAAUGGAAUACCGUGCAUGCGCAAUAAAAAAUUCAACAAGUGAAAAUAUAGAUAUAUCAGAGAUUUUAUCAAUUAAUCAUAUAUUUCUCCUAGAACAAAACGAUAAUGCUGGUAUUCAAAUGUUUUUUGAUUCUGAUAAAUGGAAGAAAAUGUUUGUUCAAAUUGUUUCCGAGUUACCUGCAUAUGAGAUAUCAAUUGAUGGUCUGGAGUGUUGUCAUGUAGUUGGAAGAGUUGCAAGUUCAAAUGUCAAUGAAUGUGAGUCGUUGAUAAGAAAAUUAAGGAAAAAAUAUGGCAAUUCAGAAGAUAUUAUAUUAGAUGUUCUUUAUUCAGUUACCAAAAUUUUAGAAAAUAAAACAAGAAGUAGAAAAGAAGAUACAUUUGUGCAUGACAAUAUAGAACCAAUGUUAAACAAUUUUUUUCAGAAUGGCAAAUUAUAUAGAUGUGAAUGGUCAACUACAGUCUUAGAGGAAUCAGCACAUCAUAAAAAAAAAUUUGAUCCAACAUUUAUAGAAAAUAAACCAGAUUUUUUGGUUUAUAAUAUGUUCAAAGAGUCUAAUCAUAUUCUUUUAGUGAUGGAAGUAAAACCUCUUGUAAAGCCUAAUACAAAUCCAUUAUUCAAUGAUCUAAGAAAACCUGGCAAUGAGAUGAAAGAUAUAAUAGACAAGUGCAUAGAAGAUGGCAUUUAUGAUGAUAGGUUAAAAAUUUGGCAUGAAUGUGAUGUAUUUGUGAUGGAUAUCAAACAUGAUGCUGUAUAUAGGAUGAUAUACUUGGGAAAGUUCUUUGCACCAUGUAUUUGUUAUGAUUUGAGUGUAACUUCUUCAGCAAUUGAAUUAUUAUCAACAAUAAAGGUUGGCAAAUUUGAGGUCACAAAACAAUCAAAAGAUAAUAAAAUGAAAAGUAUGAUUAGGAAUUCUUAUCAUACACCAAUUAAAUAUGCAGUGAAAAAAGAAAUGGAAAUUAAAAGAACAUUACUGUACAACUUUGAAGAGAGAUUUGGAUAUAAACUUUUGUCUAAGGAUAGAACAAUUACAAACCAACCUAUUCUUCGGCUGCUUGAUAAUGAUGAUUGCGAGAAGAAACUUGAAGUUGAGGAAAGGACAAAAUACGGUUUUUUGAAUUGGGGAAAGUUUAUUGUCGAUUAG
Messenger RNA from Entrophospora sp. SA101, 1355 nucleotides. The record is from the annotation of a GenBank genome assembly. NCBI's taxonomy places the organism in Eukaryota, Fungi, Glomeromycota, Glomeromycetes, Entrophosporales, Entrophosporaceae.